Molecule: messenger RNA, 1705 nt
Organism: Pelagomonas calceolata
Lineage: Eukaryota; Pelagophyceae; Pelagomonadales; Pelagomonadaceae
Source: the annotation of a GenBank genome assembly
UCAGCCAUAUUAAUUGGGUCUGGUCUUCGCCUGCUACACGUCGGCUGGAGACGAACACCGUCCGCGCGGACCGUCCAUAGCCUGCACGCGAACGUGCAAUUGCAGCUUCGCUCUAAAAACCGCUCUCCACACAAGCUGGUGGACUGCCACAGCAAACAUGACCGCCGCAAGGCUGAUUUGCACGCUGCUCGUCAGUGCAGCGGCGCUGCAGCUCCCCUCUUUCACCACGAAAAAAGCAACAACGCUUCGCUCGUCCGUCGACGACGCCGCGUGGCCGCGCCCCAAAGCGCCGCCGCUAUUACAAACCCUCGGCAUCUCGCGGGACCGCGCGCUGAAAUCGCUCGCGACGUUGGACAGGGGCGAGUUCCGUUGGGAAUUCCUGACGCCCUGGGUGGAUCGCGACCUCACGCGCACGGACAAAGUGAUCGUCUGCAGCACAUUCAUCGGGCUGGCCAUCGUCUCGCAAGAGCUGAUCGAGCCGUCGACGGCGCUCGCCCAACAUUUGAGUUACGUCGCCACCUUCUUCUCCUACGCGGCGGGCGAUCAGGUUGUGUACAGGGCGAUCGCCAUCCUCGCGUCUCUCCUGGAGAUCUUCGCCUACGGCGUGGAAGACGGCGCCUUUUUGCUGCGGGAGGACGCGAUCCCCGAGGGGUACAACAUCAUUUUCAUCAUCGUCAAUUCGUAUUAUGUGUUGCGGUGGGCGCUGAAUCGGAGCGACAUGGUCGGUCUUGGGCUGCUGGACGCGACGGAGACCGAAUUAUAUAAAAGAUGCUUCGAGCCGCUCGGCGUCGGAGCGUAUCAAUAUGUGAAGCUACUAAGGGACGCGGUCUGGUGCGCACCCACCGAAGAGACGCCAUUAACCGUAGAAGGCGAGCCCGUCACGCAGUUGUUUGUCUCCGUGAGCGGCGACUUCGACGUCGUGUCCGGUGGCCGGCGGGUCGCCACCCUGCCCGAGUAUCAAGUGAUUGGGGAAGUAGCACUGCUGGAGAACCUCCAGUCUAAGGACGGCGCGUUCCACCAGGCCGCACGCGCGACCGUGCUGGCAGAGCCCGGUUCGAGAUACGUGGCCUUUUCCCAGAAAGCGCUCUACGAGCUCCAGCUCGCCGACGAGGCCUUCGCCGCGGCGAUGCGCCUCGCGAUUGCUCGAACCUUGUCGCACAAGCUCGGCGCAGCUAGAGCGUCGACGGGCGCUUUACUGGCGCAGCGCAACAACGAAGAGGAUGCGAGUGCGGUGGUCGUGCGCAAAAUCAUGAAGCCGGACGACGAACGCCUCUUCCAAUCGACGUUCGCGAAGCUCGGCGUCGGCAGCGACGCCUUCGCGGCGCUCUGCGAGGCGGCGGCGCCCGUGGCGACGGAUGGCGAUGCGCUCGCGAGGACGGUGAUCCGCGAGGAUAGCGACGCCGAGGACCUGGUCGUCCUCGAGUCCGGCGGCGCGGCGGCGUUCGUCGACGGCGUGAGGGUCCAGGCCUUCGAAGGCCCGGCGCUGCUCAACGCGGAGCAGGUCCUCGAGGGGGCCAUCGUCGGCGGCUCGUCGCCGCCCCUCGCGCGCGCGACGGUGGUCCUGGACGAGGGCUCCGUAGCGCGGGCGUGGACGUUGCGGGAUCUCCGGCGCCUCGUGCGACGAGACGCCGCCGUCGCGCCGGCGCUCCGGGCGUGCUACGACUCGCUCCUCCGCGAGCGGGGCGUGGAAUUUGACCUCUUGUAA